UCAGACAAGAUGGCCGCGCCCUGCGGCUUCUCUCUCGUCUAGACACUCGGCCAGUAGCUCAUGUCAUGCCCUAAGUUAGUCUCUAGCUUGCUUCCAGAAUGCUCUCCCUCCGAGGCUGCGGCCGCUGGGUCGCGGCUUCCCUCGCCAAACAACACCUUCCGUGGGCUCAGUUCAGCGCCGACAGUGCGGCGCCCCGGACUCCACACUUCGACGUGGUAGUCAUCGGCGGAGGACAUGCCGGGACCGAGGCAGCCGCCGCCGCCGCUCGGUGCGGCUCCCGCACUCUGCUCCUCACGCACCGCGUGGAUACGAUCGGUCAGAUGUCCUGUAAUCCCUCCUUUGGUGGCAUUGGAAAGGGGCAUUUAAUGAGAGAAGUUGAUGCCUUGGAUGGUCUGUGUUCUCGCAUCUGUGACCAGUCUGGUGUACAUUACAAAGUAUUAAACCGGCGAAAGGGGCCAGCUGUGUGGGGUCUGAGAGCUCAAAUUGAUAGGAAACUGUAUAAACAGAACAUGCAGAAGGAAAUCCUGAACACGCCACUGCUCACUGUUCAGGAGGGAGCCGUAGAAGACCUUAUUCUUUCGGAACCAGAGCCUGAGCACCCUGGGAAGUGCCGUGUCAGUGGUGUUGUUUUGAUGGAUGGAAGCACAGUACAUGCGGAGAGUGUGAUUCUGACUACUGGGACAUUUCUAAGAGGCACGGUUGUGAUUGGAUUGGAAAUGCAUCCAGCAGGACGUUUAGGAGAUCAGCCUUCCAUAGGGUUGGCUCAGACUCUGGAGAAGCUGGGGUUUGCAGUGGGAAGGUUGAAGACUGGGACUCCACCCCGAAUUGCCAAAGAGUCCAUUAAUUUCAGCAUACUAAAUAAGCAGACACCAGAUGAUCCGCCCAAACCAUUCAGCUUUAUCAAUGAGACAGUGUGGAUUAAGCCAGAAGAUCAGCUGCCGUGUUACAUGACUCACACGAAUCCUAAAGUGGACGAAAUUGUCCUUGAGAACCUUCACCUUAAUAGUCACGUUAAAGAAACUACCAGAGGGCCCCGAUACUGUCCCUCCAUUGAAUCAAAGGUUUUGCGUUUUCCCAAUCGUCUGCAUCAGGUUUGGCUGGAACCUGAAGGACUGGAUUCUGAUCUUAUCUACCCCCAAGGCUUAUCUGUGACGCUACCAGCUGAAUUACAAGAGAAAAUGAUCGCGUGCAUCAGAGGCUUGGAGAAAGCUAAAAUGAUUCAGCCAGGCUACGGUGUUCAGUAUGAUUACUUAGAUCCCCGUCAGAUCAGUCCUUCCCUCGAGACUCAUUUGGUUCAACGGCUCUUCUUUGCGGGACAGAUAAAUGGCACCACUGGUUACGAGGAAGCGGCAGCUCAAGGUGUGAUAGCUGGAAUCAAUGCCAGUCUUCGGGUCAGCCGCAAGCCUCCCUUUGUCGUCAGCCGAACAGAAGGCUACAUCGGAGUCUUGAUUGAUGACCUCACCACGCUGGGCACUAGUGAACCAUACCGCAUGUUUACCAGCAGAGUGGAGUUCCGUCUGUCAUUGCGCCCUGAUAACGCCGACAGCCGGCUCACGUUCCGAGGGUAUAAGGAAGCUGGCUGUGUGUCCCAACAGCGAUAUGAAAGAGCUUGUUGGAUGAAGUCUUCUCUAGAGGAAGGCAUUUCUGUGUUGAAAUCCAUUGAAUUUUCAAGCUAUAAAUGGAAACAAUUAAUCCCAGAGGCUUCAAUAAGUAUUACUAAAAGUCAUCCUGUGAGUGCUCUAGAUGUCCUGAAGCAUGAGGAAGUUGACAUGGAGUCAUUGGCCAAGGUUGUUCCAGACCUCUUCAAGAAGUACACUCAAUGUAGAGAACUAGCUGAAAGACUGAAGAUAGAAGCCACUUAUGAAUCAGUAGUGUUCCAUCAGCUACAAGAAAUAAAGGAAGUUCAGCGAGAUGAAGCUCUCCAGCUGCCAAAAGACCUGGAUUAUUUGACAAUCAAGGAUGUGUCUUUGUCUCAUGAAGUUCGGGAGAAAUUACAUUUUAGUCGCCCACAGACGAUCGGGGCUGCCAGUCGUAUACCUGGAGUGACACCUUCUGCCAUUGUCAACCUGCUCAGAUUUGUGAAGACGACUCAGCAAAGACAAGCAACUGUGAAUGAACUGCCACAGACUGAUCCAUGACGCCUGUGAUACCACCAUAAAACUCUCACUUCACAGGAGACUUAAAGUGCAAAUAAUUCUGUCAGUACCAGAGUAUAGAUAGGAGAUUGCUAUUUAGCACUUAUUAAAAUAGCUUUAUUAGGUUAUUACAGGCUUGUUGUUAAUUUGUGAAAGGAAAGAGGUUGUAAUUGUGAUUUUUGUGUAUCUGGAAAAAAAUAGUUUUAAACAAUGUGUGCUGUUUUGGCAGUUCUAAUACCGUAAGCCUCUUCAUGUAACUUCGUGCAGUGUUCCUCAGACAUGUCAUGAGGCUAAAGUAAAGCUGAAAAAAAAAUCUUGCAUAUUUGCCUACUCAUAAGGACUUUGCCCAUUACAUGGUAUGCCAAAUUAAAA
This is a messenger RNA of Lepus europaeus (European hare), 2507 nucleotides long. It is a transcript of the gene MTO1, whose product is annotated as mitochondrial tRNA translation optimization 1. Lineage: Eukaryota; Metazoa; Chordata; Mammalia; Lagomorpha; Leporidae. The transcript has 12 exons. Gene Ontology annotation, molecular function: flavin adenine dinucleotide binding. Gene Ontology annotation, biological process: tRNA methylation; tRNA wobble uridine modification. The coding region runs from base 99 to 2138 and encodes 679 amino acids. Gene Ontology annotation, cellular component: cytosol. The record is from RefSeq and is a predicted model, not a curated record.